Betta splendens (Siamese fighting fish) is the source of this 5767-nucleotide messenger RNA. RefSeq names its product AP-1 complex subunit sigma-2. Gene Ontology annotation, biological process: intracellular protein transport; vesicle-mediated transport. The coding region runs from base 109 to 588 and encodes 159 amino acids. The record is from RefSeq and is a predicted model, not a curated record. Gene Ontology annotation, molecular function: clathrin-cargo adaptor activity. The transcript is spliced from 7 exons. Gene Ontology annotation, cellular component: intracellular membrane-bounded organelle; AP-1 adaptor complex; membrane coat. NCBI's taxonomy places the organism in Eukaryota, Metazoa, Chordata, Actinopteri, Anabantiformes, Osphronemidae.
GUUUAUUAAAGGUGUAUUUUUUUUCUCAAAAUCAAACGCAAAUACGCGCUUGCUUACGUGUCGCCUCUAAAGCGGGCUAGGAACAACUGUCUAAUGCUACUCUGAAUAAUGACGAUGCAGUUCAUGCUUCUGUUCAGUCGACAAGGCAAGCUCCGGCUUCAGAAAUGGUACGUGCCUCUGUCUGAUAAGGAGAAAAAGAAGAUCACCAGAGAGUUAGUGCAGACCGUCCUCGCUCGAAAGCCAAAAAUGUGCAGCUUUCUUGAGUGGCGGGACCUCAAGAUUGUGUACAAGAGAUAUGCCAGCUUGUACUUCUGUUGUGCCAUAGAGGACCAGGACAAUGAGCUCAUCACGCUGGAGAUCAUCCACAGAUACGUGGAGCUGCUGGACAAAUACUUUGGCAGUGUUUGUGAGCUGGACAUCAUUUUCAACUUUGAGAAGGCCUACUUCAUUCUGGAUGAGUUCCUGUUGGGUGGUGAGGCUCAGGAGACAUCCAAAAAGAAUGUGUUAAAGGCCAUUGAGCAGGCUGACCUUCUACAGGAGAGCCAGAGUGAAGACUGGGGGAGUUUGCCAAAUGAGGAGCUCUUGUAAUGUGCCUAGAGUCCAUCCAUGCCUCCACCCAGGCAACUGGUGUGAUGGUCCCAAAUAUGGCCUCUGAGUCCUCUGGUCUUUUCCAGAAUUAGGCUUGCAGAGGUGAAUAUUGAAUGUCUGUGGUCGUGUGUACCGCUAGAGCCCAGUAGUCAGACCUAGUCCCAGUCUGUAUGUAGCUCACUUUGUGCUGGUAAGAUGAUGCUAUUACAGCUGACAAUACAUGUUUGUAAUGAGAACAAAACCUGUCUGUGUGUUUGUCUUUGUUUGUCAUUACUGUACGUGUAACAAGCUCAUGGUUAAUGUUUACUAAAUGUUUUGCAUCAUUAAAUUAAACAGUGUUCUAAGAUGUUUAUCAUUCUAAAUAGCAUUUAUGUUCAGCUUAGGCCAUUAUUUAGGAUCACACAGAUUUGCUUAUGCCUUAGCUUAGUUAACCCAACUAAGGUCUAGAUGAGACACUGAGACUUGAACUGUAAAGCAGAAUUCCAAAAGUUAUUCUGUAAGAGUAGUUUUGUUGUGCUGUGUUCUUUUUGAUUAAUAUCAGUUUCAGCUGAGCAAAAAGAGGAUUAGUUGGACCUAGCGUAUAGACUAAAUGUAAAAAUUAUGACUUCCUUACAGACUGUGAUUUUCUACACAUUUGUUGUUUACAUCAAGUCAACACCCUACAGCGUAUUAACUACUGUGACUGCUCCUUUACGUUACACAGGGUUGACCGCGCUGCAUGUAGUUUGUCUGUAGGUGGUGCUUCCUGCCUGCUGCUCUGUCUCCUGCAUGUCCUGCGUGUAAGGUGUUACUUAGGACUCGGUGUUGUUGUGUUUUCUAAGCUGUGUGCAUUUCUCUCCUCCAGCCCCGUCAUGAGUAUUUUAAUGUGCCUGUGUACUGAUUGGCUGCCAUCGCCGCUGCUGCUGCCGCUGCUGCUGCCGCUGCUGCCGCCGCUGCUGCUGCUGCUGUUAUCCACCCUGCAUGCUGAGCUCCUCAGUGCCUGGCACCCUUGUCUGCCCUCUGAGCACCUGUCAUUGUCAUGUGUUGCCGUGUCACAUUAUUCUCAGUUUCUUCAAUUGGGACAGUCGUGAUACAAUAUUACCAUGGCCAAGAAAACUGACAAUGCCAGUCAAUUAGUAGGUAACACUGAUAUUAUUCACCUUUACAUUUGUAGCCAAUACGUUUAUUAAGAGUGAGCCUUUAUUAAGUUUCAUGCCUGUCUUACAUCAGUUGAACACCUCUCUUUACUGUUGUAACUUUACUGAUGUAACAUCACAAACCCAAAUGCUGUGUUUGAAAUGAAAUUCUUUAGCCACAAGCUUUGGCCUAAACACAGCAAACAAAUCUAGUAAGAGAAAUGUAUAGAAUGUUAAAAUGAUAAAGGGCAACUACACAGGUUUUCAGUUAGCCUCCACUGAUUCUAGUUGGUUAGGGGAUUAAAUGUAUAAUAUUAAAGCUCCCUUUACCCUCCUACGUUACAGUUUUUCAGUUCAUCUAGGGAGAAUGUCAAUGACAGGUCAUAGGUUGAGCAACCACAUAUGAAAAUAGGAUUUGCAAAAGUCUUCCAGAUGAUGCCAGUAGACAUUCAUGUGUUUUUUCAGCUACAGUAGUCAUGUAAGGCAGAGACAUAAAUGUUAAAUGAUGCCCAUAUACAUUUUUCCCAUUAGAACUGUAAGCCAUGAAUUAAAAAUUGAUGAGGUUGUCCUUUAAGAUGUUUCUAAGGUCAAGAACUUCAAAUAUCAUAGUAAUUUACUGCACUUGUUAAAAAGCACAGCACUACUUAAAAGCAGUGUGUUAAGAUAAAAGUCUUCCCCUUUCAUUCAUGCUGUUGCUGCUUAAAGUAUGUGGUGGAUGACUGCCCUCUGUUGCACAGGCUGUAGAGCAGAGCAGUUACACAUACUGUAAGAAACGGUAGAGAAAGAAGAUGAUUUGGACACUAAUGUGACAUGAACACAUUAAGGGCUCAUCACAUUCCCACUGUAUUAAGUUAUAAUUAGUUUCCUUUAUGUGUCACAUCCUAAUUGUUUUGCUCAUUGGUGUUUUUGUUAAUUAGUUCACAUUAUGUCUGCCGUGGGUGGGAAGUAAACAGGUCUCACAUGAUGCAUGUUCCUUUAUCACAUCCUUUUGAAAUGUAUCUGUUUUAUUUUUGCUGUCCCCUUUCACGUAUAACAUAUGGUUUCUUAUGAUUUGCAGUAUUUGUUGUUGUGAUAAGUAUAAGACAGACCACGGCGCAAUCUACCAAACCUAUGCUUCAAAAUGUAUGUCCAAUCAUCAGCCGAGUUACAUAUUAGACAAUUAUUUAUUGUGAUUUAAAUUAAUAUCAAAGAUAAAUAUAUUUAGUAUUGGGAGUAAUACUAAAUAUUUUGCACUGGACAAUUAAGGACUCUUGGCUUUCUUAAUUCUUAUCAAUAUGUUUACCUUCAUUUGGCUUCACAUUUAAUUUGUCCCUACUGAAGUAGCACUUUAAAUGUUUUAUAUGAUCUGACAUUGUUCAUUUGUGUCCUAUUAAUAAAGAUGGAUCGCAUUAUUAGACAAUAGUGACAGUGGCUAUAAUAGAUAAUAAAUUGUUUAUAAUUCUGAGUUAAGCACAAGGCGUCUUUCUUUGUUAUAAGGAGUUAUAAAGUUUAGGAAGACAUUUAAUUCAGUUCUUACUGCAAACAAACUCUCCAACUUACGGGAUCUGUUAAGUUUGCACGUGAAAAUGUUUAUCCUGCAUAAUAUGUGACGGGGGAAAGUGAAAAGUCUAUUAGUGGUAAAUAAUGCAUAGUUUGCGGUUUAAGUUCUGGGUGGAAUGUUUUGUGCUAGAAACGGAGUGGAACUUCAGAAACCACUUUGUUAAAGUGGUUGAUUUCGCUCCUCUCACCGUAAAACAAGGUUUCUGUCUCACUGUCCUGAUGCAGCUCCUCUCUUUACUUUGUGCUGAACCUUGUUUUAGGACGCCAAAGAAGCAGAGACCCCGCGCAGCGUGCUGGAGGAAAUUGGACUGACAUAAACACGGUCCUCAGCAUCUCUCGCCCCACACUCCAUCAGCCAGCCACUCUGCUGUAUAUAGCCCAUAACAACCCCUGUUCACCACUGAGCACACACUCACGCAGACAGGACACAUACACACACGUGGUGGGCAUCACUUUCCUCUGCAUCGGCGCUCCACAACCCUGCCGUGGUCUUCAAACCUUUUGUCUUGGGCACACACUGUAGCACUGUUUGUUUGUUUCCUGCUGAGUAUUCUGACCUGUACAAUAUGCUUUAUUGUAAACAAAAGUCUUAAGUAUUACAGUGACUGAACCAAAGAGUUAUAUUUCAUCUCACUUAAAAUCCUGAUUAUCAUGAAUUUAGAUUAAGCCUACUUGAAAUGUUUGGAAUUUGAAAUGCACUGUCAGCACCCUGUGAUGGAGUCCUGCUGUCUGAAAUGAAAUGACGUGUCAAAAUGUUUCGUAUCUCAGUUUACAGGCCAUUAUCAUAUUUAUGAGUAAUAAAUGGUGCCACUUGUGUUAAAUGCCUUAAUCUCUAACUGUUCUUGUUUCAUGAUAAAGUAACAUUUGCAUGGCACUCUCUAAUGUAGCAGGUAAAGUCUGACGGUUAAUGUGCAAGAACUUGACUGACUGUUCCUUUUGUUCAUGUUUACUACUGUGCUUCUGUCUCUGCUGUGAUACUGUGAAUUUAAAGAUCAGUAUUGUGGUGGUUCAGUUUAAGAGGCAAUGUGAUGAUCAUGAUGAUGGUGAUGAUAAAAAAUUGUUCACAGAAAAUGACAAGCUUUAUUUUUAACAUAUUUUUAACAUAUUUUGAAUUGAAAGAAAAGAUAAAAGCUGAUGUCAUUAAAUCCAUGUUAGUAGGUUGUAUAAUUCAAAAUCAAUAAUUUGUCUUUUCUUAGGACCACUCUGCUGUAGCGCUGAUAACUGCCACAGUACUAAUAUAAGAAGUGUUACUUGAUGUGUUCUGAGAUCCAAGACCGAUUGGCUGCUGAAUAUAAUAACCAAACAAUUAAUUAUCGGUACAUAAAUCUUCUUACCAAGGCAGUCUGACAAAUUUUUAACACUGAUAUUUAUUCAAUUUCACAGUUGUGAAAAGGAAUUCUGGGUAUUUUUGUAUGUGUCAGUAUACAGUAUAGUCUAUGUGGAUAAGGGUUUUCUUCUCUAUAUAUACUGUAUAUACACUUAUUUCUUGUUUCAAAGCAGUGUAUCAAUUAAAUCGUUGAAAAAGUUUUUUUCAUAGAAAUGAUGCAGUGGGUGUCUGCUGCUGGACAUGAGGUUGAUGAGCGCAGUGACACUUACUGUAACCAAAUAUUGCUGUGUGUGGUUGAUGUAAAAAGAAGCAGCUGCUUUUUACCAUCCACAGAUUUCCACAUAUCACAUAAAAUGUUGUGAAUGUACACUCUUAAUAUAAAGUGUUUUUCUUUAUACUGUAUCUGAGCCUUUACAGCAACUCACUGGGAUCACACAGAGGUUGGAAUUUACUGAAAGACCCCUGACUAGUGUUUACACAUUAAAACUCUGAUACAUACAGUAACUAAUGUCCACCGUCACAGACACAACCUGCGCUAUAAUCAAGAAGAUGUCUGAAAAACUGUGAGUUCGUACAAGGCCUUUAGGAAACACUUUGACUCUCUGCUCAAAAAAAAUUGAACAAAACAAACUGUGGCCGGUUUUGGCAACGUGACGUACUUCACAGCAUGGAAACUAUUUAUUUACCAGGAACAAGAGUGUCUCAGCCACUGUGUCUAUGUCUAACAGCAAUAGCGUCAGAUUCCAUAGCAGAACAACAACUGUCAAUGCACUAAAACAGUAGUAUCAGCCACAGCCUCACCUUUAAUGCCUUGUACACGGGACAUCACAAACAUUCUGACAUUAGACCUUUUUAAAAUCUGGUAUUUUUUCCUGAACUAUUCACAUUAUCAUUUUGCAUUUUCUGUAUAUUACCUGUCGUUUCAUGAGCCGAAGAAUUGGUCAAGCUUCCUGAUCACUUUUGUAGAACUCCAAACUCCUUUUUCAUUUUGAUAAUGUGAAAAACUGUAACUCAAAUGUAACUGAGGAGAGACAGUAUUUACCACAUGGGUGCAGGGCAACCCGUGUAUUACAUUGAUGGAGUGUGUUUACUUAUAGAUCACAUAUCGUGUAGUUUGCGUCCGAAACGUGUCAAGAAUAAAAGUGAAGGGUUGUGACUUCUUGUCAAGAUCAGCAAUAAAGAGUAGUCCAUACUGCCA